AUGUUUUGCGGAAUCUUUCAAGGUUUGGACCAAGGAGCUUACGGGAAGUACCGGUGCGUUUUCGAACUCGCUGGAUCCGGCAGUAUCGGAUGGAACGUCUUUCUUCGAGGUAAUUUGCGCUUUUUCUACUAGUAUAUUUAUUUGAUUGUUCCGGUCCCCUGCCUUCGGCUCCAUUAAUUAGGAUGGAACUCAGCCUGUCGCAGAAGUUCAAUAUGCACUGCGAGCUGAAUGUUGCACAAGGAUUGCAUGCAUGUUCCUGCGGCAUUCAACGUAGCCGGCUGUACAACUGCUUCCGUCUCAUCCCUGUUCUUCCCCCCUUCCGCAAAAACAGACCUUGUUACAGGGAACUUCAGAGUGCAACCAUACUUGUGAAUUAGACUGACAGACGUGGAACCAGCCGACGACAUUGGUGACUCUAACAGUGACGAUGACAGCUAAAUAAAAAAGAUCCCUUAUCUAUCUGCACGAGCCUUUGAAAUGCGGCUUGCAUGUAGCAACUACAACGCUCUGCAGCAGAAUUUUUCGAACGAUCAUCGUGUUUGAAAAUUCUUGUCGACGUGUUGGAGGAGGCACGUAGGUAGACUGUGUGGUCUGAAUUGCGUCAUCUUAUCACCUCAAAUCUUAGUGGAAUUGCAUCUGAUUUGAUCAGGUCGUCCCUGUCCAAAACAAUGAGUACUGCCCCCAAACAUCGAUCCGAUUCAAACAAAGUCAAAACUCUUUCCAACUACUGUAGAAGGUCUGCGCAUUGUUAGAAAAGUGAUUGCAAGUGGUGUUAACAUUUUUUACCAGAACUGAGACGUAUCCUCCACAAUGUAGGCAAAUGCGCAUAAUCCGGGAGGUGACGUUAGUAAUAAAAUUUUCAAAAUACAUUUGGGUCUAACUAACUCGUUAUUGCUUUCCCGUCUUUCUGUGGUCGUUACUCUUGCUCGUCCGCUCCGUAUACGCCGUCAAUCUCACAAUGGAGUUUGACUAAGGUAUAUUCUCUUGUUGAUGUAUUUCAAAUGGACACUGCUCAUUCUCCCUUAUAUUGCCGAGAACGUCCCUAACAAGCGUAGGUUCUAAAUAUCAUACACAAGUAUUUUGAUCUAUUUGCGAAAGUACGCACGAAUUGCAGCCAUCUGAAGGUAUAUUAUGGUUUCAGGGGACGCUGACUACAGCCCGUCACUGCGUGGUUAAAAGUGGUUUUUUGCCGCUUAACCCCCACUAUUACCCAUAAUAAAGUCCUCCUAGACGGCCUACCGAUUAUUUACAGGUGCUAGGGAUCAAAACCAGGAGUUGGUGUACUCACCACCUCCGUUCAUUCCUCUUAAGUGCCCCCCAUUCUGCGCCUUUCAAGUGAUCCGCCACCCCCGCCCCUCUCUGCGGCCGUUUUGCAUGAUCCGGCAUGCAAAAAUUCAACCAACCCGCGCAACGUCCUCUUGCGCACCCAGUGGGAACAGGCAUGUCUUGUGGUCGUCGCCUUUCCACCUGUUAGGUCGUCCAAAUUCUACUGGAACUGGAGUCAUCCGGAACACGCGCUCCGAUUGGUCGAUUCGAAGACGAGGCCAACGGAUGGUGGGUCGCAGCAGUCCGCCCAACCACCGGAGGCGGAAGAGAAGGACGACUGCGCCGGACUGAUCAUCAAGCAGAGGCAGGACAAACCAAUGGACGGCUCGGUCAUUUUCUGGUGCCAUGCUGAGAACGAGGUGGGUGGAUCGGAAGUUUGGUGGCCCACUGCUGACGGAGCAGAUACACGUAAGUUUGGAAUUCGCUUAAUACAGCCUUUAUCGCUUGCGAGAUUUCGCCGAUUGUGUACACCACUUCUACUUGCUCAACUUGCCAACCUCGACCAAGUUGCCCACCAAGGGAAGGUUAGACGAAUUAAGUGAGAUGAAGGUCUCUUUGUCCAGUAGGUUCGAUUGGCAUCAGUGCGCGAGCGCCUAAUUACCGCAAAGAUUUCGCUGUUCACUCAGAAAGGUCUGGUCAUUAAAAAGAUAAACGGCUAGCAUAGCAGGAGUUUACAGAAAUGCGGUGCAAGGGAGGUGAGCUGAUUAACAUUUCGCUUUGUUACUUUUAAGAUAAAAUCUCUUCUUGUUUGUCCGCAUCUUAAAAUACGCCGAUGGAUUAAAUUUCAUUGAGAAGAGGGAGCCACCACCGGUGGAACAAUAAUUUGGUAAGGAUAGGUUGUUUAACUCCACUGGGUUUAGCAUGUAUAAUUAACUACUAUAUUUGUUUUAGAAGGUCUUGUUUAUUAAUCCAUAGCUACAGGAAGCUCUCCUUUGUGUGUUAUCUAACACUUUGAUAUAACUGCAUGCACCGGGUUGUCUCGGCAUAAAUUUUUUUAGUGAUCAAUUAUUUGCCAUGAAGUUCUCGCCCCCCCCAUAAUCCCUCUGCCUUAUCUUGAGUUCCUAGUUCCCCCAAUGUACUUGCAUUGCUUUUCGAUGUCGAUUCCGUACGCCGUGACUUACUUAUUUCUUCCGGAAGAGUAGCUCAACCUUCUUUUUCCAUGUCAUUACUCACCAUACUAGGUUUGCUGCAAGGAUCACCAGUUGUGCUUUGGCUUACCUUGCCUCGGCUGAAACACAAACGCUCUGCGUCCUUGAUAUCUCUGAACGGUUUCUGUUGUCGAGCACAUGCGCCUGACUUGUUUAUUUCUUUAAGAUAACUUGUGCAUAGUCCCUCUCAUAAGCAAUAAUAAGACAGUUAAAUUUAAUUGAGAGGUAGGGUUACACGACCUACCGUUGACAAUAAUUUUAUUAGACUGACGUUUCAGGUUCACACCCGAACCCAUCAUCAGGAACAGCAAUAGAUAACGAUUCUAAAUGCACAAGUAUUACAGGAUACCUAUAAAAAUCGGCAACUCCUUCACUCAUUACAGAUGGUCGUACUUGUUGCGACGAUUAUUUUGUUGUUGGUAUCCGAAUCCAUAAUUUCCGCUCUUCCUUCACACGUGCCGGUUAUUAGCGCGAUAAUUACUCAGAUGUUCGGGUCACCGAUACUGACAUUAAAAACAGUGUUUGCUCGCGCGCUCCAGGCGUUGCUAAUCACUCAGUCGAACAAGGUCUCUACAUCGAAUAUGGUGGAGGGAAGUCAUUGUACUAGUCGAUGGACGGCGGGCAUGUGAGAUGUAUGUUGCCCAACCCCCUGUUGUGUUAAAUCCUGGUGCUUGUGGUUGGGGGUCAUGGUCAUGCCUGUGGCACUCGAAGAUAGAGUCACUAGAUAUGUUAGCCACCACGCCCAUUGCCAACACCUGUCAACUGAACGGCUCGUACAGUGGCCGGAACCGAGGAAGGGGAAUGGAGAAUGGGGUCGACGACUCUGCGCAUUUUCCUCACUAUAAACAAUCUGACGUGCUUGAUGAUAUCACGGUGCGCCAAAAGCCGUGGCUGGGGAGGUUGCCGACUGACGAGAUAACUUAGACCUCGCAGUCGGUCCAGUGUUGUGUGUUAGUGUGGAGCGACCGGCUGAUGGUCUGAGAGUCAGGCUGCAACGGUUCCUUCCCAAUGUCCCCUUUAUGGCUCUCACACUGCGGGAUCCGAGUCAGGUGUGGCGGCACGCCUAGGGACGACUCGGACCGCGCCAGCCGCCUGCUCCCUCCCCCACCACUGGUCUUUUUGACUAUGUCUUGACACCGAGCCCAGGUGGGGGAAGAAGAAAGUGCACGGUAGAUGCUGCACAAGUCUACACUCACUGUAAAUUAAUUCACGCGCAACUCGCCGUGCCUGCUGUCACCUCGCUGUUGAGCACACGGUAGACAUUGUCGGGCACGAUCGUCGAACUGUCGCCGGAUUGUGGGCCGGAGAACCAUGAUUGAAACAGCUCACAUCGUUUCCACCUCUGACGAUAAUGUCAGUUUUGUCUAGCUUGAAGGUUUGGCCGGACUCCAUCGGAUAAGCCGCCACUGCGGGGCAGACAUCAUUCCUCUCUAUUUCUGCUGCUUAUUCCCUCAUCCGUACCCUAAGUAAUCUCCGACGUUUUCACUCGUAGUUGUUGUGGAGUCAACUGCACCACAUCCGGUAAAUGCGUCCAAGCAUUUCCUGCCAAGGCACCGGGCCUUUCAGCCUCAUUAGCCGGCGCCUGAUGAUUGUCUCCGCAUGGUUGCACAGAGUGGAGACAACUAUCCGUCACACAAACUUGCCUCCUCUAGCUGGCUUUACGAAUCUACUUGACAGGAAAUAGUGAGGGCGUGAAAUAGUUGGGGCCGCCAAUUAUCGCUGCGGUUCAUGGGGUGGGGCGGAACAGGUCACAGUGAGACGGGGAUCCGACUCAUCCCCACAGUUGGCAUUGAGUACCUGCACAUCCGGCAAAUUGCUCCAUAUAAUGAGGGGUGUACGCAGGAUUUUCAGUCUCUGAAGAUGGGCGACCAAAAUCACUACUCGAAACGUUAGAGCAAGAAUAAACCCUCUCCCGACGCACGCCUAUUCUUCUUUUGAAUGAAGUUUGUUGAGGCGGUUCAGAAAGGUAAGGGGUCGACUUUGGGUGGUAAACUGACCCAUACCUGUUUGUACCUACUGAAAUUGCUUUUUAUAAGCACAUCAGGACGUUUUGAUUGGUUGAACUCUCAUUUGUAGCUCCAGCAGUCCUAGGCUUGUACCCUAGAAUCUUGUUAGCAACGUUUACGGGGGACGGAAACUUAUUUCAAAGCAAACAUAUGAGUUUAUGUGAAACUAAGUCUGUUUCUGCUUGACAGUCUAAUUUCCCUACAUUGUUGUCAAUUUUUCUGGUUUUUGUGUGACAAAUAGGGAGUUCGAUGACGUAAGCAUAUUGUCCUUAAAUACACCGAUACAAACUGAACUGUCUCGAUCCUUUACUUGGUCUUACCUUAUUAAGGACGCAUUCUGUUCGUUUGGCCAUUCAUAUGCACCCGCGUGGUUGCGACCAAUCACUUAUUUGGAGAUUUAAAUCGACCGACGAGACGCUUCGGAAGUGUUUAUCCUCUCGAGUUUAUCCCUCUCCAAAACCCUCUUCCAGGGUUUGAAAAGAAAGCUAGGCGGGAGCAAAUUUGGCGUGGGCUUUUCAUAAUCAACUGGCCAUCGGGUAGGACACGGGUCUAUGGACCCCCUACCUGCACUGCAAGUGGCGCUGCCCUAAAUUUCAAAGGUAUUCGUGUUAAGGUUAUUGCUACAGUUAGGGUUAGAUUAAAGUUAGGGCCCCUAAAAAUUUAGCACCUAAAAUUUUGCCCCUAAAAUUUAGCGCACUACGAGGGGUCCUUACUCCGGCGUCCAGACAUCCAUCAUUCUGCGCAUAAAAUGGGGACCUGCUUUGUUUCUGGAAUUCGCUUCAGUUAUGCGGCCUUUUAAAGAUUUGUUCGAAAAAUUACUUGUUCAGCGUGAGCCCAGAAUGUGUGUUGUUUUGCUUAUCGGUGAGUUAUAUCCUUUAUAUUGAUAGAAGGCUGGAGGACGAGAGGAUGCGAACAGGACGUCCGCCAUUCUGGCUUUUAUGUUCUAUUAUCCCGGUUAGAAUACCUCUACAUCAUUUGAGCACUUUUUGCGCCAGUGAACCUUGUCUGAGAUGAUCUUUUAUGUUGCUCUAAGCGAACUGACUGCCAGUAAAAAUAAGUGGCAUUCAAUGCGGUGAAGUUUCGCAUGGCCGAAUAUUUUGUAACCGGGACUGUGUGACAGCAGUCCAACUCAAUACAUGCAACGUCUCAAACUCACAUAAGCCUUCCGCCACUGGCAUCCACGCCAGUUAGGAAUCGUUUAAUCACGCCGCCCAAGCCACCAGAACCCGCGCAUAUGCGAGCUCUAGGGUGGCCAAUCACAGGCGCCCACUAAUUCCGCAAUUACUCAAUCAAACCACCGGACUGACACUGAGUGACUUACAUGACACACCGAUGUCCGGCAGGAGAGAGGUCUUUAGAAUCGUAUAACCGUUCUCGUUGGGAGAUAGUCUUCUUUUCCUUGGGAUUUAGUUAUUAAAAGAUCCAUCGUUCAGCAUACAAAUUUAAACGGUAUAAUCUGAUUGGCGUAAUCAUGUGGGUAGUGAAUUGAUAGUCACGGCUAAUGGGAGUUUCUUACACAGAGGGAACGAAGAACUGUAGCUGUAGCAAAGAUAAGCAGGACGAUAAACUACGCAUUAACGCCCAGCAUAAAGGAAAAAUGGUACAAAAAAUGUGCACGUCGAGCGGGCCAUUAUGAAAGUGUUUGUUAUAGCAAGUAAAAAGAGAACAGAUAUGCAAAGAUGCAGUAGAAAAGAUGAUGAGUCGCGAAUCAAGACUUGCCAAUCCUCAGGACUGGCCAGUUCCCUACAGAAAUUGUUGUAACCCACCGAUUAAAACUAGGAUGAGAGGUGCGGGUCUAUCUAACUGUUACAACCUGCAUUCAUGCGCUCAUCAUCCUAGCGGAUAGGCACGCGCACAAGCUCAGAUGCGGCCGCGAGUGCGGGGGACUCGGACCACCAUCAAGCCUCUGCACAGAAUACACGAAUUUUACUGGUGUCUCCCCCCGUUUCCUCUAGGACAGCACUGGGCCAUCAGUAUUGUGAUAGCUUAGGCAUCCCAACUGCUUGAGCCGUCACAAAUCUUUUCUAAAAAGCAAACAAUCACUUCCUUUGUUCUCUUCUCCUGCAGUUUUUAACUCAAUUCUCUGGCCGGUGGUCGCUGUUCUCCUGCAAGUGAUCUGUGUCAUUGCAGUGAUCAUUUGGGAUCGUUUCUUCUGCCGAAAUCGCCAAAAAACGGGUCUUCAUCUACCUGGGACUUUUCGUUCGACUGCAGGCGACGCCGACGUGACAAAUCUCCUCAGUGAUGGUGAUGCAGGUGGUAGUGGCAGCAGAUGUCAGGGGGCCAACAAGAGCCCAAUUGCCGGUCUGACCAAUAUGGAUGCCAUGGAGUUGACCCGCAAACUUAUGACAAGGCCGAGUGAAUAUGCCAAGCUGGAAUCUCAAAAGUUGACAACUCUUAAAGAGAGACUGGAACAAACUGCAGUCUCACCGGAGAUUUAUGACGGUGUUUGGCGGCUGCGAAAUUAUGCAGAUGACGAUCCAUACUUUUGGGAUGAGGGCACUACCAAUAAGAAUGGUAAGUCCGCUGACAACCGAGCUAGGCAGACAGACUGCUUCAACUGUUUUUGGCGCUUUUGUAUACCAACCAGUCACGCCCCGGCCCCAAAUAAAUUGGCCCCAAUUUAGACCAUGAAGUAACCAUUUUGAUGCAGCCUAAAGUCGACCACUGAACCUCGUACGUUGCAGACUACAGUCAACGACUCAUGCGUUAUCAAGUACUGACAAGCGGUUCAUUUGUGCUCUGUGCAAAUCGGAAACCAUUAACCAGUACCCUAUUUCUAACCUCAACCGUAAAACGGAAGCCAAAUGGAUCGCAUGUGAUUAUGGAGCUUCAUAAAAUAGCCCCAGUAAACAACCCUCCCAACCACCUAUGAUACGGGACCUGGCUACCAACUGCGAUCUAGCCCAAAUUUUCGUUCUCCAGGAAUUCAAACUGAUGAGGCCAGCUAACAGUUUUCCGAUUUGCAAAAUUGGUUUGGGGGUUUAUUUGCACCAGCUUAGAGGCCGAUACUGGAAACGGGUCCCGUACAGUUUAUCAACGAACUUUGGCCUCCUCUGCGCAUGCCGGACUGGCUGUCUGUAUCCACCUACUUGCUUAACGCAGACUUUUUUCAAACAUCAGGACUUCCCGCAAGUAAAGCAGCCAACAGCUACAUUCUUCUUUGAACCUUGCACCUUUCCAGACCUAAUGCUCCAAAACGAUGAAUUGAGCGUUAUCCCAUCUAAGUUUAUGCCCGCCUGUGGGUUUUGUUGGUAGUUCGGUCGUAUAGUUUAAAAAAUAAUUUUACAAUUCCACUUACUUGCUCUUUUGAGCCUUAACUUCCGCUAGCUAUCCUUUUUUUCUUCUUCAGUAUCAUCUGUUAUUUAG
Spirometra erinaceieuropaei is the source of this 7846-nucleotide messenger RNA. Lineage: Eukaryota; Metazoa; Platyhelminthes; Cestoda; Diphyllobothriidea; Diphyllobothriidae. The record is from the annotation of a GenBank genome assembly.